AUGUCUGCCACUUUUGCACGCCGAAAAAAUGGCAGUUUUGUGAAAUUUGAAGCAAUGGAGGAGACACUAUUUAUGACAGAUAACGCUCCAAUUAAAACACGACGUAAUCAUCCAAUAACCCCAGUCAUAAGAUUAUCUUAUGAGGCUUUGUCACGAGUUGACAGAUCAAUGAUGAAUAUUGAGUCUGAAAGCUGGUUACUCAUAUUGCAUAUUUGGGGCAUAAAAUGUAACAGGAUCAUGACAGCGGAGAUCAGACGGGAUCCGGUGUAUCCAAUAUUGUGUCGCCGUACUUGGAUUUUGAAGCCAGCUAAUAAAUCAUUGCUUAACCGUAUCAAGCCGGCUUUCAAAGUUACAAAACCGGAAUGA
Mucor mucedo is the source of this 366-nucleotide messenger RNA. RefSeq lists its product as uncharacterized. The record is from RefSeq and is a predicted model, not a curated record. NCBI's taxonomy places the organism in Eukaryota, Fungi, Mucoromycota, Mucoromycetes, Mucorales, Mucoraceae. The transcript has 4 exons. Bases 1 to 366 code for a protein of 121 amino acids.